AUGGCAUCCACGCCAUUAAAAACGCGAACUCGACGGAACACGAGCAUCGACGACAGAGACAUCGAUAUUAUCUCAGGCCUCUGGCGAGAGGCCCCGUUCGCUCGCUUGCCUCCAGAUGCGCCGCCUGAACUCAAAGAAUAUGUAACCGACGUCGAGGAUCCCCGGCAUGUGUACAUCCACCAACUCCGCGAUGGAUGCGGCGCCCCCAACUGCACCGUUUCAACAUGCUUCACCUGCCGCAAGCGUCUCGCUGGCAAGGCGCCGACUCGGAAGUAUAGCCAACAAAGCGCGAGGACACUUGCUGUAUACCUCGCAAGCCAAAAUGAUGCCGAAUCGGGAUUAUGUCCUGCGCUCCGGAUUCCGAAGGAAGUCUCUCCGUCGACGCAUAAUAACCUGAUAUUCGAGAUAACGGCGCGCGAGUUACCGCUCGCGACAGCGAAGCGCGCAGCCGCCGAUGGCUCGUCGACAUCGAAAAGCAGUGCAAAUCCCGGCGGUGACUUCUCUACCGGUGCCCGCUCGCGACGAUCCAACAGUGGCCCUCUGCCCGCGCACAGCUUGGAGCGAGCUUGCAGCGACGAGGACCCACGAUUUCAAGAUGGCGGCGAUGAGAGAUCGAGAGAAGUGCAAGACCGAUUUUCAUAUAAGAUCCGUGAGCAACCAGCAAGCAAAGACCAUCGCUCUUUUGCUGCGAAUCUGUUCGGCACGGUCGCUUUCCGGAUGAUCGAAUGGUUAAGCCCGCAAAGUAUAACGUCCAUGGGCGAAAAGCUACGGGUCGACCAUCUUAUGGGAGAAGAUGAGUCAGGCGAAACCGACGAUGAGGAGCCCAGUUCAGGCCUGGGCGGUUCUAGUACAGCAACAUCACGGUCCGAUCCGAUUGCAGACUUGAGAUCGCCUCUCAAGUCUCCCUCCUUGUUGAAUGGAGAAUUGCCCGAGAAACUCGCUCCGCCCGAAUCACUCAAUGCCUCACCAAUAGAUCCGACCAAGUCUCGGCGCGGUCCCGAGGCUUUGUUCCCUUCACCACAGUCCUGGAAGCCUCGGAGACGAGCAUCCCUAGAACCCCCUUCACCGACCAAGACAGACGAGUUCAGAUCACCUACAAAGUCUCCACGACCAAAUGGACUAUUUCCUGAAAAGCUGAAUCGCUCGCUUAGGUCAGUGUCGGCCACGGUGCCUAGAGGCGUAUUCGACACGCCUGCCAAGCCGGCUUUCUUUGGGCGCACGACAUCUCCUAUCCCCGUUCUCGGCGACCAAGGUCGAACCUCGACACUGUCAGAAGACGAGGAAGCGGAGGAUGAGGCCGAAGAUGACGAAGAUGAAUCCCCCAUGCCCUCUCCCACCAAGCACAAGUGUAUACCUAUCAAGACGAAGCUUUUCGAUGAUCCCGUUGCAAAAGACGACUCAAGCGCCCCUGCACCACUGGAAUGCCUUCCGCCGCAGUCGCUGAAGCGCCUUGACGCUGACGUUGUCGAUUUCUUAUGCGACGUGCUCGACAUGGACAAUACCGGCGAAGAACCGAUUGACCAACGUCGCGAUCGAGUCGACGAGCUACCGCGGCCUAGCCGUGGUAAGACGCCGUUAAGACGGAAGCACGACACCCACAACCCGGUAUCCCGGCGACAAUGGCGACAUUUCAGCGAGCAAGCAAUUUUCAGCGUGCUGAGUGAUCCUCAGGCAUUGAUCUCAUCUUUUUCAGCCCACGACGAUCUGUUCGACUCGCACACGCUUUGGUACUGCAUGUCACGUCUCACGGGCGCGGUGCCUAGUCUGGUAUUUCACAGCCUGUGGAUGGCUGCUGAUGCGCUGUUCAUACCAUCGACCACUUUGCAGCAGGUUGGGCCAAGUGACACGAAGCUAUUCCGACGCAAUCGUCGCGCUUUAUCAGACCACCAGGCUGGAUGUGUCAUGGCAAUAUGCCUCCAUGCACUGGCAGGCAGCGUACCCAUGGUACCUGACAAACACUCGCUGCGCGCACUGACUUGGGUGCGUGCAAAGGGACUCGCCUUGAGCGGCAAUGUAGAUGCACUCGCCCAGCCAUCCCAGCUACGCGAAAGAUUUGAUGACGCAUUCUCGAAUGACUUGGCCAUCCGACUGGCCUCGAGGCUUUGCUCUGCGCUUAUAGCACGUCGCAAAUUCGCGACUAUGCUGGGUAUGGACCGCAGGAACAGUGCGCAGGACGACAGCAGCGUUAUCGACGUUUUGGACCCGGUGUUCAGCCAGAUCGAUGUAUCAGGACUCGAGUCUACGCCAGCACUAGAAUUCUCCGAAGAUGCUCGCCUCUUCCAUCAUGGCCGGAUGCAGAUCCUUAUUCUGGAAUGGGCCCGCGCAGUUCUUUUGCACGAGUGGGACGGCAAGGCUGAUUUCGCAACGAGCGGUGCCUUUGCCGGGGCGUUGACGCUCAUUGAGUCAAUGCAUGGACAGAAGCAGUCGCUCCAACUACUUGGUCGCGACUUCCAGAUGGAGUACUUCUCGGAGCGCUUCGACUCGCUGACUGUGCCCAUCGCAUGGUUGUCGUUCGCUUCGACAAGCCAGAGAGGACAUAUGCUUGACUACCCUUACCUGUUUACGGGAAACAGUCUCGUCUCGCUCUUCCGAGCUAUCAAUUUUGGCAGGAUGAGUCGUGCAUACGAAGAAUCUAGUUCUCUCAGGACGAGGAUGAACGCGAUUGUUGACAAGGGCAGCUUGAUCACGAACCCGCAUCACAAGACGGUCUUGCAGGACAUGCUCAAAACAGCAUCGCGCAGAUACUUGGUUCUAGAAAUCAGCCGAGAGCACGUUUUGCGGGAUGCCUUUGACCAGCUCUGGCGGCGAGAGCAUAGAGAGCUCCUGUGCCCACUCAAGGUGCAUCUCGGUGAGGAGGGUGGAGAGGAAGGGUUCGAUUCGGGCGGUGUGCAGCAGGAAUUCUUCCGCAUGGCGAUUGCCGAGUUCCUCCACCCCCAAUACGGCGCAUUCACAGUCGACGAUCGCACGCGAAUGGCCUGGUUCGCGCCCGGUUCGGUGGUUGAGCUGUGGAAGUUCGAGUUGCUUGGGCUCAUCGUAUCAUUAGCCGUUUACAACGGCCUGACGUUACCGGUGACCUUUCCCACGGCUCUGUACCGAAAAUUGCUCAACAGACCGGUGACCGACCUUCACCACAUUGAAGACGGAUGGCCUGACCUGGCCAGCGGUCUCACCAUGCUGCAGGACUGGAACGAAAACGAUGGAGCCGUGGAGGACGUGUUUGCGAGGACCUACGAAUUCUCGGUCUUGACGUACGGCAGUCACGUCACGCGAGAAAUGGGCCCAGAGGACAUGGCCUGGCCACAAGUUGGCAAGGGCUUUGCCCCUCUGGAGGACGGCAAAGAGGCACCUCUCGUGACCAAAGACAACCGGGAAGACUAUGUAGCCGACUACAUUCGAUUCUUGACGGAUGUGUCAGUGCGACCUCAAUUUUCGGCCUUUGAGCGAGGAUUCCGCACCUGCCUGCACCCAAAGUCGCUCACCCUCCUCAACCCGAAAAACCUGCAAGCGCUGGUGGAGGGUGUCCAGGAGAUUGACGUUGCCGAGCUGCGACGUUGCACACGAUAUGUCGGCUGGGAUGCCUCGCACCGCACCAUCAGGGACUUUUGGUCCAUCGUCAAGCGCUAUGAUGAGGGCAUGAAGCGGCGCCUUCUUGAGUUUGUCACGGCAUCUGAUCGACUGCCGGUGGGCGGUGUGAGCAACCUGCAAUUCAUUAUACAGAAGAAUGGCGAGGAAGACGAAAAUGGGCAUUUACCUACGGCCUACACAUGUUACGGUACAUUGUUGCUUCCGGAGUAUAAGGAUAAGGACGCUCUUAGGGAGCGACUGGCGAUGGCGCUGGAAAACGCCCAGGGAUUCGGUUUUGCAUAG
This is a messenger RNA of Emericellopsis cladophorae, 3867 nucleotides long. Its product is annotated as Ubiquitin-protein ligase E3A-like protein. Gene Ontology annotation, biological process: protein polyubiquitination. Gene Ontology annotation, molecular function: ubiquitin protein ligase activity. The record is from RefSeq and is a predicted model, not a curated record. The transcript has 2 exons. NCBI's taxonomy places the organism in Eukaryota, Fungi, Ascomycota, Sordariomycetes, Hypocreales, Bionectriaceae. Bases 1 to 3867 code for a protein of 1288 amino acids.